Messenger RNA from Symbiodinium natans, 1614 nucleotides. The record is from the annotation of a GenBank genome assembly. Lineage: Eukaryota; Dinophyceae; Suessiales; Symbiodiniaceae.
AUGUUGCGGAAGUGCAGUGGCUUGCAAGUGCUGCUCUUGAUCCUGGGGCUUGGCAUCUUGCAUCUAUGGCAGACUGGCUUUGUGCUUUCAAGCCCGGCAGCGUGGCCACGACACAUCGGACACUGGGAGACGGCGGUGGCGGAGAAUUCCACGGAGACCGAAGAGGGUGUAGAAGAGUCGCCGGAGUCUUCCGAGGACCAGGAAGGCAGCAACGGGGCGGCGGCAGUUGGCGAUGAUGAUGAUGCCGCUGAUGCUAUGGAGGAGGAAUUGGAGGAAUCCACCGAGUCCUUGAACACGACACCCACAGCGGCGGAUGCCGCGGCAGAUUUCUUGGUUGAAAAAGCUGCAGAUUUGAAACCUUGGUUCCUCAGAGAGGAAAUCUCUGACCCGCCAGGUUUUGCACACUUUCGGCAACAGAUGCUGUCCGUUCAGGCGCAAGGUAUGGCCAAGCCCGAUUCAGUGAAGUGGGUGGUUUUCUCAGCUUCCAUAGGCUUGGGAAACUGGAUGGCUGGGCUGUCUUCCGCAUUCCUGGUGGCCGGGUUGACAGGGCGAGCGUUCGCAUGGAUUCCGGCAUCAAUGCAUGGCGUCUGUACAUGGAUGGACUCUCCUCUGUGCGAGUGGGCAGAGCAUCCUGCACAAGUGCUGGGCGAGGCCGAGAAAAUCCUGGAAGCCAUGGCGACCAACCCGCGCUCAAAGCAUAAGAGCAGGUCCGUCGAGGUUCUGGCCAUCGACUGGAAAGGCUGCAAGUACGAGAAGCUCCGUCACAAACAAAUCACGGACAAGCCAAUCUUGCUGAUGCUUUCCGGAGUGUGGGUGGGCAACGUCCUGUUGGAGAAUCCAGACUUCCAUCCCAUCAUGCAGCAAGCCUUCCAGCGGAAUCUUGUGGGCCAUGGUCAGCGGGAGAGAGUCAUUCUGGACACGUAUGGCCCUGUGGUGCGCUGGCUGUUCCCACCAGCUGCAGCCAUCCGCAAGGAGACGCAAGGCUACUUAGAGGGCAUGCGGAAGUCCGGUGAUGUCUCGAUCUGCGUGCAAGGGCGUUGGGGCAACAGCAGAGAAUUCCGAGACGCCAAGAGAUGCAUGGACCAGAUGAUGGCUGCCCCCUGGUGGCCGAAGGGAAAAACGGUUAUGCACGUCGCCUCAAUGAAGCACAGCUUUCGGCGCAAGGUUCGAGCUGCUUACGAGCCGCGGGGCGUGCUGGUGACCUGGCCCUCCUGGGACAUGCAAGUCAAGGGCCAGAAGGAUGACGUGUGGGGAUAUCAGGACAUGCUACUCCUCGGAAGUUGCAACGUGACUGUCGUUCCCACUGGGGGCUCUACUUUCAGCUAUGCCGCCACGGCGAUGUACCAUUCUGUUAGUCUAAGGGAUGCUGGAGGCACCAAGAACAACUGCUCGGAUCUGCCGCGCUGGCCCUACGAGCGCCUAUUUCCAGAACCACGCCAACAGCUCGAUCUCGACCACAAGUGCCGCAAGCGCUCGAAGGCUGGCCGGGUUGGUCGAAAAGGUGUGGUACGGCGCUCGAGCCGCGGUCGUCGAGAAAGAAAUUCUGGCGCGUGCGGGGUUGUGUCGUGCUGUUGUGAAGCUUGCUGCAGCACCGAUACCAUGCCUGUGUCGUGA